Messenger RNA from Eupeodes corollae, 2416 nucleotides. Its product is annotated as trichohyalin. Bases 560 to 2182 code for a protein of 540 amino acids. The record is from RefSeq and is a predicted model, not a curated record. Lineage: Eukaryota; Metazoa; Arthropoda; Insecta; Diptera; Syrphidae. The transcript is spliced from 8 exons.
UCAGAUGUCUAAAAAACUUCCUUUUAACUUUAUAUACACGUUUGUUUCUAUUCUAACCCAAUUCGGUAUCCCGACUUCGACGACGACGAGGGACAGGGCUGUUGUAGAAGUAGACGUCGACGACGACGAUAGGUUGCAAUAGGCUACAAUAAAACUUGCAUAUGAAGUAGGUAGUAGAAGUGUCUUUCGCCAUCAUCCGCAUAUCAAAUUUAGGCGUGCACCGUGCUAGAACUAAUUCAAAACUCUACUUCGCGCCCGCCAUUCAAGAGAAGUGAAUCUAAAAAGGCACUUUUUCGUCUUGCUGUUGUUGCCUGCUGCCAGUUGCUCGUUGCAAUUGAAUAUUUUUCUAUAAGGGACCAGGUUUUCAUUUUUAUAUAAUUGGAUUCUAUAUACACGGCUUUUUGGGAGUUUGAGUUUUCGGAGUGCAAAUUUGAUAAAUACAAGAAGUGCAACCAAUUUAAAUAACUGACAGGAAAAAAGUCCUUGAAUUUGAAAUUUUUUAAAACUUAAAAUAGCUUUGCAUUUAUUGUGAUUUAUUUCUAUUGAUAAGGUCGAAAACAUGACUGGCUUACCGGUUUUCGGGGAUUUGCGAGUUAGAAAUCGGUCAGUCGAUGAAAUAUCUGCCUACGGUGACGGUACGAUGAAUGUUUGGCAGACACUCGAAGUGAUUUCGGGCAAUAAUUUGCGAAAGAAAUACCACUACGAUGGUUAUAAUGAUGUUGAAAAUGUUCUAAGGACUUUCACAACUUCAUCUCAUCGGAGAGAUAGUUAUGUGGAUAAAGUUAAUUCGCCAGAUGAUUCGAAUGGGAAUGAUUAUGGUGCUAGUGGGGAGAGGGGAAAGUCAACAAAGACUGAUCAAGUUAAUUCAGUUGGAACACAUGGUACUAAAAAUAUAAAUCCUGAAGGUGGUGGUAGGAAAAAACGCGGAGGACGUGGGAAAUUUGUUAAAACGAAGAAGAAAAUUUCAAAACUUCCACCAUUACCGGGAAUACCAGCGGAAGAAGGUGAAAUGGUUGUGUUGUCGUUGGAUUGCACCGAUUUGGUCAAGUGCAGCUUUAAUUUACCAAGGAUCUCGGCUAAAUUGGAAAGAUUGAUGGGAACAAAUGUCGUACGACUAACAGAUCGAAAGUAUAUGAGGGAGCUGAGGCAGAGGAUAGAUGAGGAUUAUCGAAUGCAGUUAUCCAAUAGGAUAAAGAACAGAGAGAUCAAAGAGUUGGAACGUGAACGUAAUCUUAUUCUUGAUGGCAAGACUGAUGCCAUACCUGAAGAAUUGUCAGCUGAUCCAAUAUUUGUUGUCAACAAAAGAGCAAACAUUGAAAUUGUCAAGCGUCGUGCUAAGCUCAAAACCAACCGUGAGAAAAAUGCAGAACGCCUGUUGCGCCAGGGAUUGAAAUGGGAGCGUGAAAGAUUACGGCACGAGGAACAGCAAAGACAAAAGCAAAUGAAAAUGGAGAGGAUAAAGAAAGAACAGAAAGAACUCGAAAAGCGAUACCAAGCAGAAGAUGCACAACGUGGUUUGGAUUUGUUGAGAAUAAAUGAUACCGAAUGGCAAGAAUGUGAACAAAAUCUGCGUGAAUUCCUCGAAAACGAACGAAGUAAAAUGAAAGAAAGGUCACUUCGAAUAUCGAAACAAUUUACUACUGAUCCGCUGGAUAUCCAGAAUAUUGUUCGGGCUAGAAGGAAAUUCCGUGAAACAGAAAAGAGAAUUCGUCUUCAGUUGGAACGAUCACAAAGUGAUAAAUCUCAGCAUUCUGUACGAAACCUUGGUAGUAACGCAGCCAUGUUGGUGUCAGCUGUGGAUACAUUGGUAUCUUCUCUCCAAAAACUAUCUCCCGAAGAAGAAGAAUCUCAUGUGUCCGUCUAUUUGGGUGAUGAUGACGCAUCAGAAAUACCAAGCAGUACUGAAGCCAGCUUGCAAACUCUGACUUCAACUCCAAAUAUAAAAGAAGAAAAACAACAAGAAAUGGAAUCACAAAUGGAUUCCGAUGUUAAGAAAGGACACUUAGUCACAAGUUCACAGUAUGCUAAUCUUCGAUACGAUGAUUUACAAAUUGCUAAACUUCGUGAAGCAACUAAUAUUCGAGAACUCUAUAAAAUAGCUGAAAAGAUAAUUAUUGGUGAAGUUGAGGAAUUGAUGGGAACCGAAGAAGUUGAAAUUGAAGAGGAGGACAAUGACGAUUAGUGAUGAUUAUGAUAAUAAGCUCGUCGUUAAAAUCCACUCGAACGGGUGGUGUUCUGAUAAAUAUGAUAUUUUGCACAUUGCUAAAAUAAAUUUAAUUAUUUUUGCAAUAAAAAUUUUAUCAUAUUAUAAUCGCAAUGGUUUAUCGAUAUUUUGUGUUGAGCUAACACUUUAACGGAGAUAUAAUAAUAUAACUAAUACUCGUACCAACUUCUAAUAAACCACUCGUCGAAAGGA